Molecule: messenger RNA, 897 nt
Organism: Closterium sp. Yama58-4
Lineage: Eukaryota; Viridiplantae; Streptophyta; Zygnematophyceae; Desmidiales; Closteriaceae
Source: the annotation of a GenBank genome assembly
AUGUUCGCGUACAUGACCAACCUCGCCAAAAAGAAGAUAGAGAUACUUCCCGCGUCUAAACCUAUAGGUGCGGAUUCCCUAAAAAAAGUGAAUCACACCGCGGUUAGGGUUUGCUCGUGCCGCCCUUUCCUUACGGCGCGGUUCCCCUUUCCUCCCGCCACAAUCCCCCCUUCCUCACGCCACGCUUCCCCAUCCCGCGCCCGUCGCGCUGCUAUUUCCUCCCGUCCAUUCCCCCACUCCCCACACGCCAAUCCUCCCUUUCACCACGGCGAUGCUCUUCACUUCCCCCUCCCGUCGCCUUCAUUUCCCCCUCCCGUCGCCUUCACUUCCCCCUCCCGUCGCCUUCACUUCCCCUCCCGUCGCCUUCACUUCCCCCUCCCGUCGCCUUCACUUCCCCCUCCCGUCGCCUUCACUUCCCCCUCCCGUCGCCUUCACUUCCCCCUCCCGUCGCCUUCCCUUUCCCCUCCCGUCGCCUUCACUUCCCCCUCCCGUCGCCUUCACUUCCCCCUCCCGUCGCCUUCCCUUCCCCCUCCCGUCGCCUUCCCUUCCCCUCCCGUCGCCUUCACUUCCCCCUCCCGUCGCCUUCACUUCCCCCUCCCGUCGCCUUCCCUUCCCUCUCCCAUCGCCCUCGCUCCCCCCUCCCAUCGCCCUCUCUUCCCCGGCUCACCUUGUUUCGCCUGCUCCUUCGCUUCCCCCGGCUCACUCUGUCCACCUCCACUGCUCCUUCUCACCCCCCUCUCCCCCCAAAUCCCCUACCCACUCUUCCUCAAGUUGUUGGUUCACUUGCGCCAACGCCUCCAGCACCAAUGCUCCCCUUUUUCCCACUCCCACCAUCGCCUUUCCACCCCCCCUCCCCCCCUUCUCCUGCAGUCGCUGGUUCACUUGCGCCAUUUGUGA